This is a messenger RNA of Dendrobium catenatum, 2013 nucleotides long. Its product is annotated as vesicle-fusing ATPase-like. The record is from RefSeq and is a predicted model, not a curated record. Gene Ontology annotation, cellular component: Golgi stack. NCBI's taxonomy places the organism in Eukaryota, Viridiplantae, Streptophyta, Magnoliopsida, Asparagales, Orchidaceae. Gene Ontology annotation, molecular function: ATP binding; ATP hydrolysis activity. Bases 491 to 1528 code for a protein of 345 amino acids. The transcript has 10 exons. Gene Ontology annotation, biological process: intra-Golgi vesicle-mediated transport; Golgi to plasma membrane protein transport; SNARE complex disassembly.
AUCUAGGUUUUACCUUUUCCCUCAUGCAUUUCGUUCGACUUUGUUCCUUUGCACACGAAUGUAGAAUUUUUCACGAGUUCUUCAUCGUCGGCGUUCGACUUUGCUCCUUCGACGACAUUACCUUUCUGUUGGAUCGGAUUUUACGACAUUUUUUUUAUCUGAAGCAACAACGGGAGCUCGCUUGCUGUGAAGUUUUUCUAUACUGCGGGUUGCUUCAUUGAUUGCCUCGAAAGUCCCGGUCUGUCGUUAGCCGGUGCACAGACACGCUCAUUUUAGAACUAAUACAGUCGCGUGAUUCAGCGGGCAGAAGCCUGAUUAAUGUUUUGAAGAGACGGGAUAGUUGAUUUGUUCGAAGGCAGUAGCGUAGAAAAGAGGAUUCGAUCUCUCCAAGCAUUCGCACUCCAGGAUCCUCUCCGCAUUGGCGUGACAUCCCUCUUCGCUAUCAGUUCGCGACUCCAAGAGCUCCCUCCUGGCUUUCCAGUCAUUUAUAAUGAUCGUUGUGAACACGCCGAAAAAGAAGCUCACGUUCACCAACUACGCUUAUUGCUCAUCCUGCGAUUUUCAGAAGUUUGCAAUCCCUAGAUCCAGCUCUGUUCAGGUUAUCGUUAGACAAACAGAGAAAAAUGUGAGGGAUUUAUUUGCAGAUACAGAACAAGAACAAAGGGCACGAGUUGAUCAAAGUGACUUACAUGUCAUCAUAUUUGAUGAAAUUGAUGCUAUUAUUUGUAAGCCUAGAGGGUCGACACGGAAUGAUUAUGGUGUUUAUGAAAGUAUUGUGAACCAGUUACUCAGUAAGAUUGAUGGGGUUGAGGUCUUAAAAAAUAUCCUCCUCAUUGGAACAACCAGCAGGAGAGAUUUAAUGGAUGAAGCAUUAUUAAGGCCUGGGAGAUUGGAGAUUCAUGUUGAGUUCAACCUUCCUGAUGAAAAUGGACGUCUCCAGAUCCUACAAAUCCACACAAAUAAAAUGAAAGAAAACUCUUUUCUAGCUGCAGAUGUAAAUCUUCAGGAGCUCGUUGCACUGACAAAGAAUUUUAGCGGAGCAAAGCUAGAAGGUAUCUUAAAAGAUGCAGUUUCAUUUGCCUUGAAUAGACAACUAAGCAUUGAUGAUCGCAUCAAAGCACUGAAUGAAGAAAACAUAAAAGUUACCAUAAAUGAUCUUUUGAAUAGCCUUCAUGAAAUUAUUAUUUCAUUUGGUGCUUCCACAGAUCAACGGUGCAGGCUGCUGGAAUUUGCUGCCGUUGGUCCUCGAUUUUCAAAUUUGAUUACACAAUCCUUGCAUGUCUAUUUAGAAAGUCUUCCUCCAAAGGGAAAGAAUAUGCUUGUUAUUGGAACUACAAGUGAGGUCGAAUUUCUAGGGUCUAUUGGAUUUUACAACGCAUUUUUUGUUACUUAUCAUGUCCCAGCAUUGGCCAAGGCAGAUGUCAUAAAGGAGGAGGAUGCUAAGGUGAAGAGAGCAUUCCAAACUCUCCUGACUUAUGUAGGCAAUGUCGCAAGGAAUCCUAAUGCGGAAAAAUUCAGGAAGAUCUGACUAAAUAACACAACGUUUCAGGUAACAAAGGGAACUCAAUCAACACUAGAUUAACAAGUUUAAAAUAAUUAUUGUUCUUACUACUGGAGCCAUUAUCAAUCAAACUAUCUUUCUUCUUUCCAACUGUUCUUUAAUAUGAUAGAGUUGGAAGUCUCCAUGGCGGUAUCGAAUUUCUGGAGAUUUGUGGGUUUGAAAAGCAGGAAGGUGGCGAGUUCUUGUUUCUUCCUGGAGACAAUGUGGACAUGGUUGUUCUGAACUUCGCUGGAUCCCAGCUAAACUCUGCCAUCACAAAUUCUUUCUUUGGAAUUCUGUAAGCUACAUAACUCAACUUGACCUGUUGGUUGAGAGCUUAUGCUUCCAACUAAGAGGUCUUGGGUUCGAGUCUUUGUGUAUGCGUUGUAUGUAUGAGUUUGUCUUAAAUGACUUAAAUGUCCAAAAAAAAAAUUUCUGUAAGCUACUUGCAACCAAGAAUCUUCACUGUUUUU